GGUACCUUACCAUCACUUCGCUGUUGCACCUCAUUUUGACGCCCGUGUGCACGAACGCGACGGCAACUAGAAAUCCAAAAAUGAUGCACGGAUGGGGAGGGUUCGGAAUGGGAGGCGGCGUCGGUGGCUUUCCGCCACGGAGGUUCGAAGAGCAAUACCAUUGUUAUUCCGUUGCGUACGCGGACAAGGCUGAUUUGGAGAAAGGCGACAAGAUUUUAUUGCCUCCCUCUGCGUUUGACACGCUAGCGCGUUUGCAGGUUGAUUAUCCUAUGCUGUUUCAACUAACGGCCGGUGAUCGUACGACUCACUGCGGGGUCCUGGAGUUCACCGCAGAAGAAGGGUGUGUUUACAUUCCUUUCUGGAUGAUGCAGAAUCUGUUGAUCGAGGAAGCGGCCUUGGUCACUAUAACCAACGUCAGUUUACCUAAGGCAACCUUUGUGAAGCUGCAGCCCCAGUCGGUCGACUUUUUGGAAAUUUCCAACCCGCGUGCCGUUUUGGAACACGCGCUUCGCAAUUUUUCUUGCGUCACCGCACACGAUAUCAUCCAGAUUCCCUACAACAACAAAAACUACCAUUUCGAACUGAAGGAAGUUAAACCGAGUCCAGCAGCAUGCAUUAUUGAAACGGACUGUAAUGUGGAUUUCGAUGCGCCAGUAGGGUACAAAGAACCGGAGUACGAGCCCACGUCCGCACAAAGCAGUGCCUGUCCUAGUCCAAUGGCAUCGUCCGUAGCAACGUCCAAAGUUUCCGACACUGGUGAAGAUGACCAAAAACCAGCCGGUGUCCGUAUUGUUGAUGGGAAAAUCAUACGCCCAGAGGAGGGCGAUUCUCAACAGACGGCUGCUUCGGAAAUGCUAGUGGAACGAGCAGGGCAAACGGGAGUGCAAAGAAAUUCUGCCAUUCCAGAGGCUGCCCCAGAAGUAGACUACUGGGCUUUGGCAGCAGGGGAUGGAGCACGACUGGACGGAAAGACCCCAACCGAACUCAAAGAUGCCGGGGGAAACAAAAUUGACGUUCGUAAACUACGGGCCGAAGCUGCCGCUCGCCGAGCCGCAGAUGCUGCCGCGCAAUUGUCGGUACCGAGUACUGGGAAAACACUUGCGGGUGUAGAAGUAGAAGCCCAAAAUCCAGUAACAGGAAAUACUGCGUCGUCACGUAAGAGUCGUGUGGGUUCCAAAUUUUCUCGGCUGAAGACGUCCACAACCUCCUUCCAGGGAUCGGUAAACUCCUUUAAGUAACAUAGUUGAAAUUCUUUUGGUAGAGUAUU
Phaeodactylum tricornutum CCAP 1055/1 is the source of this 1267-nucleotide messenger RNA. RefSeq lists its product with no specific name. Gene Ontology annotation, molecular function: polyubiquitin modification-dependent protein binding. Gene Ontology annotation, cellular component: VCP-NPL4-UFD1 AAA ATPase complex. Bases 81 to 1238 code for a protein of 385 amino acids. Lineage: Eukaryota; Bacillariophyta; Bacillariophyceae; Surirellales; Neidiaceae. The transcript is spliced from 2 exons. The record is from RefSeq and is a predicted model, not a curated record.